Alosa alosa (allis shad) is the source of this 1534-nucleotide messenger RNA. RefSeq names its product SNF8 subunit of ESCRT-II (gene snf8). Gene Ontology annotation, biological process: protein transport to vacuole involved in ubiquitin-dependent protein catabolic process via the multivesicular body sorting pathway. Gene Ontology annotation, cellular component: ESCRT II complex. The coding region runs from base 376 to 1149 and encodes 257 amino acids. The record is from RefSeq and is a predicted model, not a curated record. The transcript has 8 exons. NCBI's taxonomy places the organism in Eukaryota, Metazoa, Chordata, Actinopteri, Clupeiformes, Clupeidae.
CCGAAUGUUAUUACAGCAGAAGAAGAAAACAAUGAACAACUUCCUGGUUUGCAAAAGUCGCUUCGUUCACAUUUUCUGGGUAAAAUAACAAUGAGACUUUUUACAAAAUCGUUGCUAUAUUGUGAGUGAUAGAAGAUCACAGGUACUGUCCAGAUAUACCAAAACACGCUACAAUUGCAUUUACACCUUUAAUUCCAAGGCGAUUGAAUAACUGACCAAGCUAGCAAACUAGCACACUUCUGUGAGGAUUCGAGGAUUGCUACUUAUCAAAACACCAAGCCUUGUAUGGAAGAGCAACAACCAACAACGGACUGAGCAGGACCAUUGUGUGAAACGUCUUUCGGCUGGAGAGUUUGAAAGCACCACCUGUUCAAAAUGAGAAGAGGUGUUGGAGCGGGGGCUAUUGCCAAAAAGAAACUUGCAGAGGCUAAAUACAAAGAAAGAGGUACAGUUCUCGCUGAAGAUCAGAUUGCACAGAUGUCUAAACAAUUGGAGACAUUCAAAACCCACCUAGAAGAGUUUGCUAGCAAACACAAACAGGAGAUCCGAAAGAGCUCGCAGUUCCGUGUACAGUUUCAGGAAAUGUGCGCCACCAUCGGGGUCGACCCACUGGCUUCGGGUAAAGGCUUUUGGUCUGAGAUGCUCGGGGUUGGAGACUUCUAUUAUGAGCUUGGUGUGCAGAUCAUUGAGGUGUGUCUGGCUUUGAAGCAUAGAAAUGGAGGACUUAUCACUUUGGAUGAGCUCCACCACCGUGUGUUGAAAGGACGGGGGAAAUAUGCUCAGGAUGUAAGCCAAGAUGAUUUGGUGCGUGCCAUUAAGAAACUGAAAGCAAUGGGGAAUGGAUUUGGGAUGAUCCCUGUUGGAGGCUCUUAUCUGGUGCAGUCAGUGCCGGCAGAGCUCAACAUGGACCAUACCGUGGUGCUGCAGCUAGCAGAGAAAAAGGGCUAUGUGACCAUCAGCGAGAUAAAGGACAGUUUGAACUGGGAACGAGAGCGGGCAAGUCAUGUUGUGGACCAUCUGUUAAAGGAGGGAUUGGCAUGGCUGGAUUCCCAAGCAGAGGGGGAACCUCAGUACUGGUUACCAGCUCUAUUUUCUGAAAUUGCCUCCCGUGAUGUCACACCAGAGGAGGCCAAUCAGAUGACGCCUUAAGAGAACCACACAAAGACCUGGAAAACUGAGUUUUUAAUCUGUCUAACAUUUUGUGGUGAACAAAACUGGAUGGGUGUAAAAGAAAGCAAAUCAAGUCAUUCUAUAGGUCUGGCAUUGAAUUUGUUUUCUAUUAACUACAUAGCACUCAGACAUAGGUUUCAAUGAAGGCAGAGAAGAUGCUCUACUUGGGGAGAAUAAUGCUAGUAUUCUUGCAAGGAGUGUCCCGCUGGAACAUUAAAAAGUGCCCACCGUUUUAAAAAAAUGUGUGAACAUUAUUGCAAGGUAUUGUACGUUCACAUAUCUCUGUAUAAUAAUGAUGUUGAAAUUGUUUCCUUGUAAAUAUGAAAAAACAUACAUUUAAAUAAAUAAACAAACUUAAGCUUAA